Molecule: messenger RNA, 2099 nt
Organism: Sciurus carolinensis (gray squirrel)
Lineage: Eukaryota; Metazoa; Chordata; Mammalia; Rodentia; Sciuridae
Gene: Vps37a
Product: VPS37A subunit of ESCRT-I
Exons: 12
Coding region: 303-1496 (397 amino acids)
Biological process (GO): ubiquitin-dependent protein catabolic process via the multivesicular body sorting pathway; protein targeting to membrane; protein targeting to vacuole
Cellular component (GO): ESCRT I complex
Source: RefSeq, a predicted model, not a curated record
CUAGGGUGGUGGAACGCCGGGCGGUCAGACUGCCUGACUGGCUGGUUUGGGCGUCUGGGCGGCGAAGGUAGGACUGCCUGUCCCGGGCGGCACGUUGCCCCUCUCCAGCUAACUGCAUUAUACCAUGUACCCCAGAACCCGGGGACCGCGAGCCGGUCUUGCUUAGUGAAGACGCGGCCCCCCAGCCUUUAGUCCACGGGCAUCUCAGCCCGCUCCUCUGUCGCUGGAGAACGCCCGGGUUGAGCAGCUGGGAGAAGCAGGCCAGAGCCUUCUAGGGCCUUGGGCCCGGGGACCCAAGGAGGAUGAGCUGGCUCUUUCCCCUAACCAAGAGCGCUUCCUCCUCCGCAGCUGGGUCUCCCGGUGGCCUCACCAGCCUCCAACAGCAGAAGCAGCGCUUGAUCGAGUCCCUCCGGAACUCACACUCCAGUAUAGCUGAAAUACAGAAAGAUGUGGAAUACAGAUUGCCAUUUACUGUAAACAACCUGACAAUUAACAUUAAUAUAUUACUUCCUCCACAAUUUCCUCAGGAAAAACCAGUGAUCAGUGUUUAUCCACCAAUACGGCAUCAUUUAAUGGAUAAGCAAGGAGUGUAUGUUACUUCUCCAUUAGUAAGCAAUUUUACAAUGCAUUCAGAUCUUGGGAAAAUUAUUCAAAGUCUGUUGGAUGAGUUCUGGAAGAAUCCUCCAGUAUUAGCUCCUGCUUCAGCAGCAUUUCCAUACCUGUACAGUAACCCAGGUGGGAUGCCUCCUUAUGCUUCUCAGGGCUUUCCAUUUCUUCCUCCAUAUCCUCCACAAGAAGCUAACAGGAAUAUCACUUCUUUGUCUGUUGCUGACACUGUUUCUUCUUCAACAUCAAGUUAUACCACAGCCAAGCCUGCUGCUCCUUCAUUUGGUGUCCUUUCAAGUCUGCCAUUACCUGUUCCCACAACGGACACUUCAGCACCGAUAAGCCAAAAUGGUUUUGGUUAUAAGAUGCCAGAUGUUCCUGAUGCAUUUCCAGAACUCUCAGAAUUAAGUUUAUCACAACUCACAGAUAUGAAUGAACAAGAGGAAGUAUUGCUAGAACAGUUCCUGACUUUGCCUCAGCUGAAACAAAUUAUUACAGACAAGAAUGACUUGGUAAAAAGUAUUGAGGAAUUAGCAAGAAAAAAUCUCCUUUUGGAACCUAGCUUGGAAGCCAAAAGGCAAAUUGUUUUAGAUAAGUAUGAAUUACUUACACAAAUGAAAUCUACUUUUGAAAAGAAGAUGCAGAGGCAGCAUGAACUUAGUGAGAGUUGUAGUGCAAGUGCCCUACAGGCAAGAUUGAAAGUAGCUGCACAUGAAGCUGAAGAAGAAUCUGAUAAUAUCGCUGAAGAUUUCUUGGAAGGAAAAACUGAAAUAGACGAUUUUCUCAGUAGCUUCAUGGAAAAGAGAACAAUUUGCCACUGUAGAAGAGCCAAGGAAGAGAAACUUCAACAGGUGAUAGCAAUGCACAGCCAAUUUCAUGCUCCACUAUAGAUUUUCCUGAAAACGUGAACUGCCAAGAGGAAAAUGGAACAUAAAACUUAAGCACAUUGUUUUAUAUUUAUGAUUUGCAAAUUGGCAUUUCAUCAUGGGGGCUGAAUUCAGAUAUACUAUAUAGAUUGUACACAGAACUGAGACUGAUUUUGUAUAGAUCAAAAUGAUUGCUAUGAUCUUUGCUUUGGGAAAAUUUUCUGCACUAUUUGCACUAAAAAUGUUUAUUUAUUGUUGAUAAACUCUAUCAUUUAAGUUCUGCUGCUAUUCCUCUUAUUAUUGAUUAAAUGCCUAUGCAUGUAAUUUUAGCUAGUUUUCAGUACUUUAUAAAACAUUUAAAUUUGUAGUUUUAAUUCAAAGCUGCCUCAUUUCUUUAUCAAGAACGGUGUGCUAUUUAGAUUAUUUUCCUCUCAACCUUUUUUGAAGAAAUUUUCAACUGUGGAAAGACUUUUCUCUUUUUUUCUUUCUUUCUUUCUUUCUGGAUGAUAAAACUUUCAAGGGCAAAUUGUUUUUAAUAUUCAUAGUGUCAGGAAACAUCAGACCUGACAAUGUGCCAUCUCAAGUAAGUAACUUUUAAUACCAACAAUAAAUCAAAAGAGUAAACCA